Brachypodium distachyon (stiff brome) is the source of this 2779-nucleotide messenger RNA. RefSeq lists its product as uncharacterized. The coding region runs from base 671 to 1627 and encodes 318 amino acids. The transcript is spliced from 3 exons. Lineage: Eukaryota; Viridiplantae; Streptophyta; Magnoliopsida; Poales; Poaceae. The record is from RefSeq and is a predicted model, not a curated record.
AGCUUUAAACUUGUCAGGAUGAAGGAGUAGGCAGAAGUUUUGUCCUUGGAAGGGAGGAGAACAGGGUGGCCAAGAUGAGUAGUGUCCUUGUUUAGAUUCUGCACCUGAAAAAUUUGUCUGAUAGCCUUGGUGGUUUGGUCAACAUUUUUGCUGAAGAGAAUGGCAGAUUUAGACCAAUUUGGAGUUUGACCCGAGCCACGGCAAAAGCUUUGUAACAAGGAUUUCAUGGUUUGGAUUUCUUGCAGGGAUUUCGGUGGCCGUUAAACCCAUCAGCAAGCCCUUCCAAACCCACAACCCAGCGGAACCUAAAGAAUAGAACGCAGCGAUUCUUUCGGUGUCCGGGCAAUCGAUCCGAAGGAAAGAAAUCAGCCGCCACCGUCAAUCGCCGUGUCGUCCGCCUCCCAAGGAACGCUGAGGCUCAGGCAGUCAGGCUCCUCCUAGGGUUGGAUCAAGCUCCUCCUCCUGCGGCGGCAAGGAACUCGUCACGCACACCUGCGUCAGUAGCGUCCUCUCCCGUGCCGUGCGGCACAUCCCGCCAUCGGCUCCUGCUUCGAUUCACCGGCAGGGUUCUAGGGAGCUCGGGAGUCGGGACCCCGGACCCCGGAGGUUUCAAGUUCGGUUGCAUCACCUUAAACUCUGGUCUAGAAAACGACAGAUCACAGUGCUUCUGAUGGAACAUGCUGAAGGCGACGCAUCUGCUUUUGAUGGUGAAGCUUCUUCCUUUAAUCACAGUGCUUCCUCUGAAGCCGGCCAUGACAUGGACAGUGAGAAUGUAGACAUGGAAGCUCAUUUUGCUGAAGCAAAUUAUAAUUAUUUUGAGGAAGAGUAUGCAAACCCUGGCAAAGAAGAUUGGGAUGAUUUUGAGAAAGAUUACAAAAAAUUUGCCAAUGCAGAUUGGGCGCCUGCAGAUUGUAAUGAUUUUGAUGAAGACCACGCAAAUUUUAACGAUUUUGAGGAAAAAUACAGAAAGUUUGCUGAAGCAGAUUGCAAUGAUUUUCAGGAAGAACACACAUAUGUUGAGGAAGCUGGUUGCAAUGAUUUUGAGGACGAAAACACAGGUUUUGCCGAAGCUGAAGGUUUGAACAACAAAUUGGAUGAGUUCCGGAAGAUAGUGGAUAUGACCUUCGGAUCUGAAGUAGAAGCUUACAUGUUCUACAAUAAGUAUGCAAGAGACCAUGGUUUUAGCAUUAGAAAGGGGAAGGUGAAGGUGAAGCGUGCGAAGAGUUCAGAAACAAUAAGGCUCAGACAUUUUGUGUGUUCUAGAGCAGGUAAACGGGCAAAAAAGUUCUUAGCUAUGGAGGGCCGUAUUCGCAGACCGCGAGCUGAAAGUUGUUGCAGAUGUGAGGCUAAACUUACCAUAAAACUUGACAGAUUACGCGGAAUUUGGUACGUUGGUAAGUUUGUAGAUGAUCACUCCCAUCCUUUAGCCAGACCCGAUGAAAUUCCGUUCCUACGGUCUCAUAGAAGAAUCAAAGAUUUCCAGAAAGCUGAAAUCUUAGCAAUGGGAGCGGCUGACAUUCGGAAGCAUCAAAUUAUGGAUACUUUGGAACGUAGGGCAUUCGGAAGCAUCAAAUUAUGGAUACUUUGGAACGUAGAUGUGGUGGGUAUGACAAGGUUGGGUUCAUAAGGAGGGAUAUUUAUAAUUUCUGUUCUAGGCAGAAGAGGUCCCCGAUUGCAAAGGGCGAUGCAAUGGCAGCUCUUGGUAUCAUGAAAAGCAGGAAAGAAAGAGACCCUGAUUUCAUUUUUGAAUACCAAGUUGAUGUUGAAGGAUGUCUGAAGACCAUUUUUUGGUGUGACACUCAGUCCCGUAUGGACUACCAAGAUUUUGGCGAUGUCGUAGUGUUUGACAGUACAUACAGGCUGAACAUGUACAAAAUGCCAUUUGUUCCAUUCGUUGGGUUGAACAAUCACCGUAGUACCACAAUCUUUGGUUGUCGCAUCGUAUCAGAUGAGUGUUGAAUCAUAUGUAUGGCUACUUCGUGCAUUUAUGAAAGCAAUGUGUCAGAAAGAGCCACGGUCAAUAAUCACCGAUGGAGACAACGCGGUGAUCAGAGCUCUUAGGCAAGUGGUUCCAAAUGUGAAAUAUCGUAUCUGUUCGUGGCAUAUUGAGAGAGAUAUUAAGAAGCAUUUGUAUUUCAAUUGCUUGACAGAGUUUAGAUCGCUUCUGUAUUAUGCUAGUUCAAGUGCUAAUUUUGAGGAGAGAUGGAAUUCUUUUGUGACAAAGCACCAAACUGAGAGGAAUAAAGUUUGGCUGGAACAAAUGUACAAGAAGAAGAAAUUAUGGGCUGCUUCAUUUGUGCGUCAUGGCUAUUUCCUUGGUAUGCAAAGCAACCAGAGAAGUGAGAGCCUCAAUUCCUGUCUUCACAGGGACCUUGACAUGUACAUGUCACUGGUUGAUUUGAUCAAGCACUAUGAGAAUUGCAUUUGUCGCAUCCGUCGACCUGAGGCUAGCAAUGACUGUGCAGCUUCACAAUCUAUGCUGGUAGCAGUAACUGAUUGCAAAGAAAUGGAGGGGGCCGCUUCACGUAUCUUUACUCCGGCUAACUUUUAUAUACUGCAAGAAUAUCUUAAAAAGGUUGAUGAUUUUGAGAUUUUUGAUACACUUCUGGGCAUCAAUUCUCAAAGCUUCAUUGUGGCAUCGAAGAAUCAGAAGAAAUGGAGCUUCUCGGUUGACUAUGAUCUUGCUAACUCAGAAGCAAGCAUCAAGUGCAGCUGCAAGAAGAUGGAGCGUUCGGGGCACCCUUGCGUGCAUAUACUCCACGUCUUGAAGCAUCUGAAA